Molecule: messenger RNA, 3789 nt
Organism: Coturnix japonica (Japanese quail)
Lineage: Eukaryota; Metazoa; Chordata; Aves; Galliformes; Phasianidae
Gene: XPNPEP3
Product: X-prolyl aminopeptidase 3
Biological process (GO): proteolysis
Cellular component (GO): mitochondrion
Molecular function (GO): manganese ion binding; metalloaminopeptidase activity
Source: RefSeq, a predicted model, not a curated record
UAGAAACGGGGGUGUCGGUUAUGCGGGCUGUGAGGGGUCCCGUGCCGUUUUAGUGCGCCCCUCCGCCCUUUACGUUGCCUCAGCCUCGCAGCCGCCAGCCGCGUUGCUCAAGCCCCGUACAGGCGGCCUCGGCGGGCGCCUAAGAUGGCGGAGCGGCGCUCGCUGAUGCGGUCACAAGGCGGCGCCGCGCAGGGGGAAGGCCCCCCCCGGCCAUGUCGGGCCUGCCGGCGGCGGUGAGGGGCUGGAGCGGCCUCACAGCUUGCAAGUCAUGUGUUCUCCGGAGAUUCUCCAUCCAGCCAGCCCAGCAGAAGAAGAUUCCAAACCGAUAUUUGGGCCAGCCCAGCCCCUUCACACACCCGCACCUACUCAAACCAGGGGAAGUAACCCCAGGAUUGUCACAGGUGGAAUAUUCUCUUCGCCGGCACAAACUGAUGACAUUGAUCCAGAAGGAAGCCCAAGGCUGGGAAGGAUUGGACCACACGGUGAUUCUGCUAUCCAACCCCAUGUACUACAUGAGCAAUGACAUCCCCUAUGUUUUCCACCAGGACACGAACUUCCUGUAUCUCUGUGGGUUCCAGGAGCCUGACAGCAUCCUGGUGCUGCAGAGCUUACCUGGCAAAGCACUUCCCUCUCACAAGGCCAUACUUUUUGUGCCCCGGAGAGAUCCGAGCCGAGAGCUGUGGGAUGGGCCCAGGUCAGGCACAGAUGGGGCCAUUGCUCUUACAGGAGUAGAUGAAGCGUACACUAUUGAGGAGUUCAGGCACUUGGUGGCCAAGCUGAAAGGUGAGUCAAACAAGGUGUGGUAUGAUAUGACUAAACCAGUGCAUAAAGAACUGCACUCUGACUAUAUGCAGCCCCUGGUUGAGAUAAAAGCUCGGAGCAAAAAUCACAUCCAAGGCAUCCGGCAUCUAGUGCAAAACCUUCGGCUGAUCAAAUCUCCUGCGGAGAUUGAAAGGAUGAAGAUAGCUGGACGAGUGACAUCGGAGGCUUUCAUAGAGACAAUGUUUGCCAGAAAAUCUCCAGUGGAUGAAGCCUUUCUGUAUGCAAAGUUUGAAUUUGAGUGCCGAGCUCGUGGUGCUGACAUCUUGGCCUACCCCCCUGUUGUUGCUGGUGGCAAUAGAUCAAACACUUUGCACUAUGUGAAGAACAAUCAGCUCAUUAAGGAUGGUGAACUGGUCUUGCUAGAUGGCGGAUGUGAGUCCUCCUGCUAUGUAAGCGACAUCACACGAACCUGGCCCAUCAAUGGAAGGUUUACCAAACCUCAAGCAGAACUGUACCAGGCUGUCCUGGAUAUCCAGAAAUCCUGCCUGAGCCUCUGCUCCCCAGGUGUGAGUCUAGAAAAUAUCUACAGCCUCAUGCUGAGCCUUGUUGGACAGAAGCUGAAAGACUUGGGGAUCCUAAAGAGCAGCAUUACUGAUAGCCACUUCUUCAAGGCUGUUCGAAGGUACUGUCCACAUCACGUGGGCCAUUACUUGGGCAUGGAUGUUCAUGAUACCCCAGAUAUAUCCCGGUCUGUCCCGCUCCAGCCAGGCAUGGUGAUAACCAUUGAACCAGGACUUUAUAUUCCUGAAGAUGAUGCGAAUGCCCCAGAGAGAUUUCGUGGCAUUGGUGUGCGCAUCGAGGAUGAUGUUGUGAUAGGAGAUGAUUCGCCUCUCAUCUUGUCUGUUGACUGUCCUAAGGAGAUCUACGAUAUCGAGCAGAUCUGUGGUCGCAGCUCAUGAUGCCCCUCCUCUGCCUCUUGCAUCCUCCCAAGGAGACGCAUGCCUCCAGGGAUGCAGAUCCCUGUAACUGACAGCGGUUGUCAAGUGAUGGAGAGUAUGAUCAGUUGAUGGCUGUUUCCAAAACCAAAGUUGGGAAGUGGAAUGCAAAAGACUCUGGCACAGAGUACUGAAAAGCAAAGCAAACUUUUCUAUGUGUAUUUUCCUUCUGAUUUGAUUAGUGCUGAUGUUGAGCUGUUGCAGAACAUGGAGGUGGGUUCAUCCCUGCGUUGUGUGGGUCCAUCUGUUCUGAUGCCCUUGGAAAGAUGGACUUUGUGUGUGAAUGCUGCCAGUAGCAGAGCUCCUGUCUGGUUCCUCUACAGAUGCAGUAGUGCAACUGCUGAGACCACAGUCCUGUUGUUUACCCUUUUGCAGUAGUAUCACAAUAGUCAGAAUUUUAAAGUGAAAUUCCGAAAAAUGCUGCUUUUGGACAAUAAAGUUGUUUCAAACAUCUUUGACUUUAGAGCCCUGGGAGGAGAGGUUUUGGUAGUCAGAAGAUGGGUUUGGUUGGGAGGUAGCCUGAAGCCUGUGCAGAGUGCUUUUAUUAUUUUAAGAAUAUAUUUGGGUUUGGUUCAAGCAGAUGCAAAAUAAGCCAUCAGCAGAGGAAAACACCUCAUCUAGUCUUUCAGCUUAUUGAAAAGUUUGAGUAGAGAGUACUAAUGGGACUCCGGAGGUUGUUCAUUCUUGUCUUCCACAUUUCUUCUUUUUAUCACAAAUCUCCAUUCAAGGCUCUUGUUCUGAGCCUGCCACUGCCCUGUGAAGCCAGUACUAUGUUGGCUGUGCUGGGCUCCACUGGCAAGAUGCUGGUUGUCAGCUGGAUGUGACAUGGUCAGUUCUGGGACAGUCACAGCAUCUUUCCGGUUUAUGCUGUCAGCAACUUCAGCAGUGCAUUUUUGAAGAAAGCAGCAGUUUUAUACCACUCCUUUGAAAUAAUUUUCCUUUUCAGAACACUGAGGGCAAGAGCACUGCUGGGUUUUAGGUUUUGCCAAAUGCCAAUGAACGCUUUGUGAUAUUUUUUAGGCAGCUGCAAAUGUGAUUUAUGAGGAGUAAAGAGAAAACUUUCUGUCAGCAACAGCGUACCACCCGAACCAUUGUGAUGCCAUCGUAAACAUACCUAUUUGAGGCAAACAUGCUGUGUGUUUCCUAAAGAUAUUUUGACAGUCAACUUUUUAACAUCUGCAAAAUGUCUCUAAUAAUAUAUCUCCUGUUACAUACAUUGGCUUGUUCUUUGUAUCAUCUUUUUUUUCCUUUCUAAUUGCAGCUUUAGGUAUUUUUCCUCUCCACUUUUAAAAAUUCUCUUACUCUAUCCUCUUGUCUUCAUGCUCCAUAAUAUCACAGUUUCCUUAAACCUGCUUUUCUCCUUAAUGUAUGUCAUUCCCUCUUCCCCAUAUGCCCCAGCUCCCCACAGUAGAUGUAGGCAGUGGUAGUCAGGGUUCCUGAGUUUGACUUCUGGUUCUGUUGCUGUGUAACCUACAGCAAUUUGGUUUUAAUCCCCCUUUCUUUAUUUUUCUGUGUUACAUUUGACUUAGUGAAGGCCAGGCAGUGUCAUGCAUUUCCCAUUGCUUUUAAUGGAAGCGGGGUGUAACUACCAAGGUGCGAACUUGGCACUUGAAAGGCAGCCAAGACAUGCUGUAAGUUUGUUUUUUAAAUGAGAUAAAAAAAUGAAUGCUUUCACAAAGUUUAAUGUAUCAAGUUUCACCUAGAAGAGAAAACCUACUAAUCUCUGAUGGUAGUUAUUGUUAGAUAUUCGUGCAUCACAGUGUAAACUGUUGUAUGGGGGGUGUUGUCAAGUGUGGACACGCAGAACUGAUGGUUACUUUUGAUGUCCUUCCAGUCUAACGCAUUUAUUUUUCCAAUUGCACCUGCUAGAGCCAUACCAGCUGGGAGAUGUCUUGGAUUUUGGAACUGUAAGUAGCUGAAAAGACGUGUGCCUGCUGAUGACCACAUCUGCACGUGUGCUUAGUUGCAGAGUCAACAGACGUACUGUAAAUAAGUCCUUGGAAUACAUAUUAAAAAGUUAUUUUUAAAAUAA